Harmonia axyridis is the source of this 3285-nucleotide messenger RNA. RefSeq names its product F-box/LRR-repeat protein 16. Gene Ontology annotation, biological process: SCF-dependent proteasomal ubiquitin-dependent protein catabolic process. The transcript is spliced from 6 exons. Gene Ontology annotation, molecular function: protein binding. The record is from RefSeq and is a predicted model, not a curated record. Gene Ontology annotation, cellular component: SCF ubiquitin ligase complex. NCBI's taxonomy places the organism in Eukaryota, Metazoa, Arthropoda, Insecta, Coleoptera, Coccinellidae. The coding region runs from base 284 to 1741 and encodes 485 amino acids.
AGGUUGUCGGCAAAUUUCAAAGCUUCAUCACCGAAACCUAUAAACGAAAAACACCCUGUACAUCCCCUAAGCCGUCCAAAAACCGAGCGUGCCAAUGGCGUCGGCGCGUGUUGGAAUCACUAUUGAUCGCACCACGAGUUCUGUACAAUCGGGGGUGAUUCCGGACGUACAAUCGUCGACUCAGUGCACCCCUAUCAGUUACAAACAAACGCGACGCGCCGUGUUACAGUUCCGUGUAGACAGCAUGUCGAAAUCGUGACUUGGAGAACAACAUUGGACCAAGAUGUCCUCCAUGUCAGCUCAAGGGGUCGUGGAGAGGGCCUCGGCGGAGCUCUCCAAACGCAUCAAUGGCCUUGGACUCAGGAGAGACAAGCACUCCACCAAGGGGAGCGUGAUGGAGCGCGUAACCAACGUUUUCUGCGGGGGUGGCAAUAAUGCAGCAGUAGCCGCUCCUGAAAAACCGUCCAGGCUUCUGCCUACGAUGCGGGGCUCUUCGAAAGUGCAGGGGAGCUUGCAGCAUCAGAACCACAUGGCGAUGGCCACCAGACGACACAGGGUUCAGCAGGUCUACCUCAACUGGGAUCAGUUGAUGAUGGACGAGAAGUUCCUAGGAAGGUUUUUCACCUAUUUUAGCCCUUGCGAGAGAUGUGUAUUAGCGCAGGUUUGCACCAGGUGGCGUGAUAUUUUGUAUAGAAGUCCAAGGAACUGGACUGGGCUCUUUCCAGUGUUACAGUGUAGAGAACUUCGUUCUUCACAGAUGAAUGAACGUGCGCGUUUAUAUUCCUCCUUACUCAGAAGAGGUUUCCACUGCAUUUGCCUGAUGGGAGCUUCUGACGAAGAUGCCAUAGAUCUAGUGAAUUCUUUUCCCCUUGCGUCCAAACAUAUACACAAUUUGAGCUUAAGAUGCUCUAGUAUUACCGAUAGAGGACUCGAAUCCUUGUUGGAUCAUCUACAGGCCCUUUAUGAGCUGGAACUAGCAGGUUGCAACGAGAUAACCGAAGCAGGUUUAUGGGCUUGUUUGAACCCCAGAAUUGUCUCUCUCACCUUGAGCGACUGCAUAAACGUCGCCGAUGAAGCAGUGGCGGCCGUUGCUCAGCUUUUGCCUGGAUUGUACGAGUUCUCCCUCCAAGCUUAUCACGUUACCGACGCAGCUUUAGGUUAUUUUUCGCCGAAACAAGGAUCUUCGCUGAAUGUUUUAAGGCUACAUUCCUGCUGGGAGAUCACGAAUCAUGGAAUUGUAAAUAUAGUUCACUCUCUGCCCAAUUUGACUAUUCUUAGUUUAUCUGGCUGUAGUAAAAUAACGGACGAUGGUGUAGAAUUGAUUGCUGAAAAUCUUCAGAAAUUACGUUCCUUGGAUCUUUCUUGGUGUCCAAGAAUAACAGAUGCAGCCUUGGAGUAUAUAGCCUGUGAUUUGAAUCAGCUGGAAGAGCUCACGCUCGACAGGUGUGUUCACAUAACGGAUAUUGGAAUAGGAUACAUUUCUACAAUGCUUACUUUAUCAGCCCUAUAUUUACGUUGGUGCUCUCAGAUAAGGGAUUUUGGUCUUCAACAUUUAUGUGGCAUGAGAAACCUUCACAUAUUAUCCUUAGCAGGUUGUCCCCUGCUGACUUCUAGUGGCCUAUCCAGCCUAAUCCAACUCCGUCACAUGCGUGAACUAGAACUCACUAAUUGUCCUGGUGCCUCAAAAGAAUUAUUUGAGUACCUCAGAGAACACUUGCCUCGCUGUCUGGUGAUAGAAUGAGAAUACGUACCUAUCUUUUCCAAUAACGUUGAGUGCGAUUCGAACGAGGAGUCAGAUUCUGAGACCUUGCAUCGGCUAUUGUCUUGCAUGUAACGAUAUAUCGAUUUUUUUUCGAGAGCUAAAUUUUUAUAAGAGAUCACCUUCGUCUGAAUCGUACUUCAACAACUGAACUCGACUUGUUAAUUUUUAUAUUCUAGUGCAAUAAUUCAAUUUCCGUUUUAUUGUCCUUUAGGUUGAUUCUAAGCAGGUCAGACUCAUUUUGAGGGCUGGUAUUUGUGAACACUUGAUGGAAGAUUUCUCAUGAGGAAAAAUGAAAUUUGUGUAUUGAGUGAGAGAUUUUGAAUGAUAAUAAAAUAUCAUAAUUUAAGAUUUUAAAUGGAUGUGAAGAAGGAUUUCAUGUGAUAUGAUGUUGUCUUCUUGUCUUUUUUCUAGUCAAAACAGCAAUAAUGUUGUCCACUCGAAUUCUUUGGAUGAGAGAAAACAAAAUUCGAUUUAAAAUUUUUAACAAAAAAUUCAAUAUAUACCAUGCUACACAGGGUGUUUCCGAAAAAAAUGCUGAAAUAUAAAGAUGUGAAUCCUAACGUGUUCGAAGGAAAAAAGUUCAAAUAAACAUAUGUUACAAACCUUCUAUAAACUUUGCUACGAGUUGAAUUUAUUGACAAUAUGAAGGGGAAUAGUAACAUUUAGCAACUGUAAGAAUGAACUUAUAGAAUAUAUUGUUUUAAAUUUUUUCAGUACAGAGAUUCAGUUUUACCUUGAAAUUUUUUUCUGGGGGCCACCCAUUGUCCCCUAAGGACGCCACUGCAAAAAAUCAUUAAUCAAUGGCCAAUUUUUGAUAAAGAAAAAUUUUGAUUGUGUCAUCCAUAGGAUUUUAACUAGAUAUUUUGGGAGAUUUGAUUUUAUCAUCGAACUAAUUGAAUUAUUGAGAAAAUUCUCUAGACUAAAUUUUCCGAAAAUUCAAGAUAUUGUAAUAAUUUUCUCUCUGAAUCAUCAAAUUGUCACUGUCUGUACUUAAAUCUCUAAUGAAAGAUUGAAAAUCUUUUUUAAUGUAAUAAUGAAUGUUUUUAAAAUAUAAUCUCGUUUUCAAUGUAUACCUAAGAAACAAGAAUUUUGUGUAUUUACAAUAGAUGUUUGUCAAUGUUAUUCUUCUUCUGUGAUACGAAAAAUCUCUGUUUUAAUAAAACGAAAAAUUUCUGAGAAUUUAAAAUCAAAUCUACUGGAUGUGCAGGAUGAUGAAUUAUGAUUCCUUAAAUUAAGUCCGAAAAAAAGAUUGAAAUAUUUCAAUUAUGGGGCAAAUAUAUCACGCACAAUACAUGAAAUGGAAAAUUGGAAUUUUUUCAAAAUUUAAUGCAUUGAUAUUGAAAGCGAUUAUGUUUCCACACUGUUACUGGCCUGUUUAGAAUUUUGGUUUGUGAAUGUUUGUGUUUGGUAAAUGUGUUAUAUGUUUCCAAUUGUAUAUAAUAUGAAGCUUAUGAGUUGUGAACCUAUUAAAUUUCUGAUAUGUAAAUAUUCAAGAUGAGAUUCAAUAAAAUAGAUAUUUUAUA